UGCGCGCACCGCCGCUGCCGUCCAAAGAGCACGCCCGGUAACGGCCGCGCGUUCUUUUCAAAUCCAGCCAAUGGCAGUGCGCGGAGCCGCGACGCAUUCUGGGGUCGAGCAGGGAUUGGCUGUCGGCCCAGAUGAUGCCGUGGCGAAGGGCCCGACGGGAGAUGUAGUCCUAAGGACGUGCGACAGUUGGGUCGUGCCGGCUCCGUAGAAGGCGCCUCAUGGCAGCCGCCCGGCUCCGGGAUGGGGCCGGGCUGCGCGGCUGCUCGCGGAGACUUUUGUUUGUCAUACCCGCGCGGGACGCCUAGGGGCAGCGGGACUCCCGCUGCACGGCGUAGCGCCUGGGUCCCUUGUCUCCCCUUCUCUCACCACGCUUCCCCAGGCCUGUCAGGACGAUGUCUGUAAGUCCAUGCUCAUCGAUCCUCGCGUGGUUGCGGUGCUGCUGCUCCCACGGACCCGGAGGCUGCGCUGCGCUGCGUGCAGACGGGCUGAUCGCUGCGUCCACGGAGCGCCGGGGCGGAGGCGCUUCGCUUGGCGAACUGCCGGCCUCGUGUCAGGCUCGGCUCUUCCUCAUCGCGGGUACAGCGCUGAUGCAGCUGCGGUUUUAGGUGGAUGGUAUAGCUAGCAAGUGGGUGUGUAAAGCAGCCCUUAACAUGGCUACUACAAAUCUCAGCAGUGAACUUCGACAAGAAAAAAUGAAUAUGCGUUUCCAUGGUUUGGAAUGGAUAUCGGUGGAACGUUGGUUAAACUGGUCUACUUUGAACCUAAGGACAUUACUGCAGAAGAGGAACAAGAGGAGGUGGAAAACCUGAAAAGCAUUAGGAAAUACCUGACCUCCAAUACAGCCUAUGGUAAAACUGGCAUUCGUGAUGUUCACCUAGAACUGAAAAAUUUGACCAUGUGUGGACGCAAAGGAAACCUGCACUUCAUCCGCUUUCCCAGCUGUGCCAUGCACAGGUUCAUACAGAUGGGUAGUGAAAAGAACUUCUCCAGUUUGCAUACUACGCUCUGUGCCACGGGAGGUGGAGCUUACAAAUUUGAGGAGGACUUCAGAACGAUUGCUGAUCUGCAACUCCACAAACUGGAUGAAUUGGACUGUUUGAUCCAGGGCCUACUUUAUGUUGAUUCUGUUGGUUUCAAUGGCCAACCAGAGUGCUAUUAUUUUGAAAAUCCUACAGAUCCUGAACAGUGCCAGAAGAAGCCUUACUGCCUUGAUAAUCCGUAUCCUAUGCUGCUGGUUAACAUGGGCUCGGGCGUCAGCAUCCUAGCUGUGUAUUCUAAGGACAAUUAUAAGAGAGUCACAGGAUCCAGCCUGGGAGGAGGAACAUUCCUGGGCCUCUGCUGCUUGCUGACUGGCUGUGAGACGUUUGAAGAAGCACUAGAAAUGGCUGCGAAAGGAGACAGCACCAAUGUGGAUAAACUGGUGAAGGAUAUUUACGGAGGAGAUUAUGAGCGGUUUGGCCUUCAAGGGUCUGCUGUAGCCUCAAGCUUUGGCCAUAUGAUGAGUAAAGAAAAGAGAGAUUCCAUCAGUAAAGAGGACUUGGCCAGAGCUACUUUGGUUACUAUCACCAACAACAUUGGUUCUAUUGCUCGCAUGUGUGCAUUGAAUGAGAACAUCGACAAAGUGGUAUUUGUUGGAAACUUUCUCAGAAUUAAUAUGAUUUCAAUGAAGGUGCUAGCAUAUGCUAUGGAUUACUGGUCCAAGGGACAGCUGAAAGCUCUGUUUUUGGAACAUGAGGGUUAUUUUGGAGCUGUUGGGGCGCUCUUGGAAUUGCUUAAAAUGACAGAUGAUCAAUGAUGAAGCUGUCUCAAGAGAUAUCUACUGCAGAUGCUGCUGGAUAAGAGUGAAAGCCACUACAAGGAUGGAAAUGAAGCCAUUAUGAUAGUUCUAACUGCUGGAUUUGUAAAUAAUUUAAAAUCCUUUUAGCUGAUCUUUAACUUCUGGGUUUUGAGCUUACACUUCGGAGUUCAUACUGGGAAUACUGAGAUUUUUUUUCUGUACACUGUAUUUUUUAGGGGGAAAAUGUGCAACGUUGCCAAACAUACAGAGUUUAUGGAAUUAUUUUAAAUGUAUACUGUUUAAUGUAGAACCUGUGAUACAAGGCAUCUGCUUUUCUUCUGGGGUUUACUGAUUAUAGUGUGAUAAUUUUAACUUCAUUUAGUAAUCACUCUAGGAGAUUUUUUUCUUAUUUUCAUGACGUUUCAUGAUUUGUUCUUGGUUUCAAAUGAAACUACAAAGCUGAUGCAUUUUACUGUGAAAACUAGUUGUUGAUUUGUUGCCAUUUCUCUUUAUAUGAGUCGCUUUUAUUUAACACCUUUCCCUCAUCCUG
Phasianus colchicus (ring-necked pheasant) is the source of this 2327-nucleotide messenger RNA. RefSeq names its product pantothenate kinase 1 (gene PANK1). Gene Ontology annotation, cellular component: nucleus; cytosol. Lineage: Eukaryota; Metazoa; Chordata; Aves; Galliformes; Phasianidae. Gene Ontology annotation, molecular function: pantothenate kinase activity; ATP binding. Gene Ontology annotation, biological process: coenzyme A biosynthetic process. The record is from RefSeq and is a predicted model, not a curated record.